AUGGUUAACCUAGCGCUCAAGAGAUCGAUGACCUUGGAAAGAGCUGAGAAGUAUCGGCACCAUACACUAGAAUAUCUCCAAAGUUGCCUUCUCCUCUUCCCCGAGGUGACUUUAGCUCCUAACCACCACAUGUCAAUACAUCUUGCCGAUUGCCUGGAGAAAAUUGGUCCAUCAAGAGCUUGGUGGUCUUUCUUGAUGGAGAGGCUCAUGGGUACAAUUGUAAGGCCGCUCAUAACAACCGUUUUGGCAUUACUGUCAACACCGGAAGCAUUUCCAGAGCAGCUAAGGCCCUUCCUCCCUCAGUUGCAAGCCUUCCAAGAUCCGAUCCCUGCCAAGGUUGAAACACUACGCAAAUAUUGCCAAGCAUCUCUUGAUUCAACUACGCUGAAAGCUCUGAUCAAGCGACUGAACGAGCUCUUCCCUUGUCCCACCGGAGCGCUGUGGAUCCCAUCUGACGAAUGGGAAAAGAAGAGAAAAGCUGAAUCUACAAAGUUUCUUGCCGUCAAUCCUUGCGUAGAAAAGCUGUCAAGUUGCUUGAUCAACAAGGUGCGCUUCUCCACCUUUCGAGAGAAUCCAAAUAACAGCGUGAUUGCCCUACAAGCUGGUUGCGCGCCUCAGUACGGAAUCAUUGAAGAUAUAAUUUCACAUUGGCGAACCUUGGGGAAUGGAACCAGCAAGACCAAUACUUGGCUGGUGAUUCAACCCCUCGUACCAUGUAAUUUCUCCAGUCCAUUCGCAGGUAUAACCAAACAAUUUGACCUGCAAGUCGAACUCAGGAUGCCUCAUACUGAGACACUUUAUAUUAACCACACGGAGGAGGUUCUAGCUCAUUGUGCAUGGAUUAAGUAUAAGGCCGGUGAAAUAUUACCAAGUAUCAAAAAAGAGUGUAUUGCUUUAGUAUCUCUUGAUUGUUGA
Messenger RNA from Puccinia graminis f. sp. tritici CRL 75-36-700-3, 915 nucleotides. RefSeq lists its product as uncharacterized. NCBI's taxonomy places the organism in Eukaryota, Fungi, Basidiomycota, Pucciniomycetes, Pucciniales, Pucciniaceae. The coding region runs from base 1 to 915 and encodes 304 amino acids. The transcript is spliced from 2 exons. The record is from RefSeq and is a predicted model, not a curated record.